Molecule: messenger RNA, 5425 nt
Organism: Colias croceus (clouded yellow)
Lineage: Eukaryota; Metazoa; Arthropoda; Insecta; Lepidoptera; Pieridae
Gene: wge
Product: protein winged eye
Exons: 14
Coding region: 611-5344 (1577 amino acids)
Molecular function (GO): chromatin binding
Source: RefSeq, a predicted model, not a curated record
GGCACCGGCGCGUGUUGUGCUUGCUGAACCCACUAGACACACAAAAACAUAAGCAAUUCCUUACUUCAAGUCUAUUGUAAACAGAGCAUGUAAUUUUCGAUCACUUUCUAUAAAACCGAGCGUUUCGACGUGCGGCGCCCUACUCGAUAUUCGUAGUAGAGUGCACUAUUAAUGCAUUUGCAUUGCAUUGUUACUGUGUGAAGUGUUACCAUCGCUCCAAUUAUUCGGCGUUAUCGAUUUUACAUUCACUCACCCCGAACAGCUGUUUGGGCAUGCGGAAGACACCGGAUUGUUGUGUAUUUCCCAAUUUAUAUAAAAUAGUUUGAUAGUUGUGGCUGUUGGAAGUGACAAAGAAUGGUGGCGGUGUCGUAGUCACUGCUAAAAUUGUGCCUUACAGCAGUGAAACAGUGAUGUGAAGUGAUAUUAAACUCAUCAGGUUCAAAUACGAGUUUGCGAAAAUCGUGAUAUUUCUGUAUCCCUCUGGUCGGAUGUGUCUCUGUGAUUAACGGAAUUUUGUGUAACAUUACUGUGGUUUUCGCUUUGGAUUUCCUAUUCGGAUGUGCAAUAAGACCUGUUAAUAAGGUGGUGAGGUGGUUCAACACGAGGGGCGAUGCUGGGCGGGGCGGCGGGGGGCGCCCGCUCCCGCCCGCCCUCUGAUCUCCAACAAGGUGUUGCGAGAUUCCCCCUGUACUCGUUGUUCCCGAGUCAAGGGACGACUAACAGGACCUCAAUUCAUAAAGUAACAGAGAGCCUGUUCUCCACGUCGCUGUCGACGUUCGGCGUGCCCACGCCGCCGCCCAACUCCCCCUACUCGCCGCUUCAGCUCGAACUGCUCAACUGCAACCGGCUGCUGCUCUCUGAUAAGGACAGCAGCAAGAUGGAAGAGGCUAAAAUGGGAAAAGCAUGUAUGCCCGAAUCACUCUGCUGCCCUGAUCAGCGUCAGUUAAUUGAAGGCGUCAAUAUGAUGCAGCCCUUGACAAUCAAAACCGAACAAGCAAAGCGGACGUGCAAUACUUGUCUCACCAAUUCUCCUAAGAAGGUUAUACACACUGACGGUGGGUGCAGUCGGACAAACCCCGUAACCUGGCUGGGUGUUACCGGCCAGAACGUCGUGCAGGUGAAGCGCGAGCCGCAGCACGUGCACGUGUCCGAGCUCGUCGCCGUGAAGCUCGAGCAGGCGUCGCCGGGCAACAAGCCGGAACAACCGCCCACUAUACCGGUCUCGUUGAACAACGGAUCCAUUCCCGUGGGAAUAGCGGUUGCGAGGCAACGAGUUGGUGAUGCUGGCCUCCUCGCUGCGCUGUCUCAAAAAGACAACCAACGGCUUCACGAUUUAGAUACAGCGCAGGCGGCCAUGACGGUGGGCGUGGCCAACGUGUUGUGCGACGACCGCCCCGCCCCACUGGCGUGGCCUACCCCGGCGCCCGCGCCCGCCGCGCCCCUCUGGCAGUACCCAGCGCAAGUAUCAAUGGACAGCAUGAUGGUAGGCGGUGUCGGCGGCGUCGGCAUGGGCUCCGUCGGCGGCGGCGUGUCCUCUGUAGGCGGCUUCCAACUCGUCCGGGAACCAACCUCUGGAGCUCUACUAUUACUACCAGCUCCUCCAGACCUUCCCCAUACAGUCGUUUGGGGAGGAAUGCCUUACCCCUCCGCCCCGCUCCUCCUUCCCCCCGCGCCACACCCCUCCCAUCACUUACAACUUCUACCAGGAGAUCUCCUAGCUUCGACUGCUACACUACAACACACGCACACGCAUUCAACUCGUCUAGUUACGUUAGCACCCGCGCCCGCUCCACAGCCACACCCAGCUCAUACGGUGGAAAAACGAAAACCCAUCAUACAACCGCUGAUAACGCCUCACACAUUGAUAAAGAUCGAACCGGAGCCGCCACAGGAAAAACCGCAGCCGACCUUUGCACCUGAACCGGUGCAACAACCAAUGUUAACGACACAUCUUUACUACCAGCCAGAGUUCCAAGAUCAACCAUGUAGAAGUCAAGCCACGUCUCCCGCUGCACCUCCCACUCCACCUCCUGAAGCUCCUGAAGCCCCGGCACAUAAAGACGCUUCAAAUCAAACUGAUCACAUCGAAGAUGAUGAUGACAACAAUCAAAUUGAUGAUGAUGAAAGAGAAGUGGCUUGUAUCGGUGUGGCUCACAAUCCAGAAGAGUCGAGUACUAUGCAGCUCCAAAUGUUACCACCAAUAGAUAGUGCAGAAGAAUCUUCAUCCGAAGCUCUUGCAUCUUCAGCGGCCGUGGAGAAAGCGAUCGAUGCCAUAGAAAGAGAUGAAUCAAUCGACAACUCUAAUAGUUCUCAAGAAUUAAUCAUAGAUACGGGUCAGAGACCCACUCCACCGCCGCACCCAAUACCAACUAGACCACCAGACGAUGUAAGCGGUUUGGAGCUUUUGUCAAAUAGCAUUGAACAAUAUGAACGUACGACUCCUGGACAUAUGCCAAGCUUAGAUCCUACGCCUUUGACAGUCGAUACGAGAACAUCAUCAAAAUUAAAUAUUAUGAUAAAAACAUCACCAAAAUCUCCACCUCGUACCGAUGCUGAACCUCAGAGAAGAUUUGAUUUCCCAACCAACGAAGCAUUAGAACAACAAAAGCCUUCCCUGGACCGGCUGGGAUUGUUAUGUGAAGUGAUUUUAGCUGAACAGCGGUUGAUGGAAGAAGGUGCAGAAAGUAUUGCGAACCGCCCAUCUACUUCGCGACCUUUUAUAAAAACAGAACCUUUAUUAAGCCCCACCGAUAGAGAUAGGUCAGCAGAAUUAAAAAAGGAAAAACAUAGACGAGAUGACUCUUCAAGUGAAAGAAGACGUAAACGAAGUCACGAUCGCGAAGAUCGGUUGAGACAUAAGAUAGAAAAAAUGCGCCGACAUAAACGGGAUAGAAAAAGCAAUGAGAGAGAAGACAGCGGAGGAGAACUAGAAGCUAGUUUAAGAAGAGUUACAGCGUGCAAUUGUGGCUCUACAGACUGUGUACAUUCAUCAAACGUUCCCUCUGCCCAUGACUUGGUUAAUGCGAUUGAAAAAGACAUGCGAAAACGACUGCAAGAUUUGCAAAGACAGUGCGACGAAAAGAGAGCACAAUUAAAUGCCUUAACCCCACCCUUGCCUGUUUUAUCCACUCCGCCUACACCCUCGACUCCCGCUCUCUCACCAGACUCAGAUAGAGGAUCAUCGAAAAAACGAAAAGUUGGAAGACCGCGCAAAGUAUCAAGCCCCGAUUCCACCGAAACGAUAGUUGCUAAGAAACCCAAAUCAAAAAGCAGCCUGGUUGGUUAUUUACUUGCGAAAGGCAAACUUAAAGGAGGAAUAUUGUGUUCUAGAGGCGAACCUUCUAGAGAAGAUGUCAGCCGGACGAGCAAGGUUCGUCCAAAGUUAAAAGCUGAACCAAUAUUAAAAGUAUAUUCCGAAGAAGAUGACACCGAAUGGGGUUUAAACAGAUCAGCGAGUUCGUCAAUGGAAAGUUUAAAUGAAGUUAGACAGAAAAAUCGAGAAAAGGUCGAUAGUUUAGUGCGAAAACAUUCAAGAGACGAUUUUUCAGAAAUAGAAUUAGCAAUCCGAAGAGCGAGUGCAUCGAGUGAUAGCGAUAAAGAUAAGGAAAGACGGCGAGCUAAAAAGAGACGCAAGAGUACAAAAUCCAAAGAGAGAUCUGAAGAAAAUGAUAAAGAAAAAGAACCUGAAGUUGAUACUCAAAAGCCUGUUAUUUCUCGAUGUACGUUAACUGAAGAUAAAUUAGAUUUUUCGCCACGAGUUUUAACCGCUCGAGGAGGGUUGUUCUAUGCUGGCAAGCUGAGUGCAGUGCAAGCGCCUGAUGUGUAUGCUAUAACAUUAGAUGGUGAAAGAGGGAAUAAGCCACAUAUCUUAUCAAGAGAGGAGACUUUGAAGGAUGCUAUACUAGAAGUAAGUCCAACAUCAGUAUCUGAACUACCCUCCGGCACCCGGGUUUGCGCGUACUGGUCACAGCAGUACCGCUGCCUGUACCCAGGAACUGUUGCUGUAUCGUCUCCAGAUCCUCAUGAUGAUAAGUUUGUGGCUGUCGAGUUUGAUGAUGGAGACUCGGGGCGCAUAGCUAUAGAGGAUAUACGAUUUUUGGAACCGAAUUAUCCGAUUGUUGAAUACGAAAACACACUCUUUACCCUCGGCAAGCGGCGAAGAAACACAAGCGUCACUGAAGAAAAGAAAGCAGUCCCAUCAACUAGUGGUGAAACAAAACCUGAAACUUCAACACAGGCACAAAAGGAAAACGACGACAAAGAAGAAGACAAACACAGAGACAGGAAAAAGUUGAAAAAGCAUAGAAAAGAAAAGAUAAAACGCUUAAGCGAAGACGAUCCGAGCACAAUAGAUUACAUAAAGAAGAAGAAGAAAAAACACAAGUGCUGCGAAGAACAUUGCAAACACAGGCGGCAUCAUAAGAAACAUCACAGAAAGCACAAGAAACGACAUCAUUCAAGCUCAUCUGGUGAUGACCAUAGACACAAAUCGUCUUCUGAUUAUAUCGACUCGAAUAAAUCGAAUGAAGAUUCAGUCGAUUCCAAUGAAAAACUAUCAACUCUCAUUGCAGUUGAAAAAUCGCCUGAGGAAAAAAUGAAGACAGUUAUCAAAAAGGCAGUUUUACCAAAGACCUUGGUGAAGACUCCUGUGCUCGAUUUCAGUAAUAUCGGAAAGAUUGUUUUGUCUAAAGAUGAGGAAAAGAAAGAUAAUUUGAAGGAUAGUGGCAUUGGGCUUUUAGAAGAGGAACCCUCCACGUCUAAUUGUGAUAUGAAUAAGAAGAAAGCGAAGCGUCGCACCGUAUCCUCAUCAUCCGACGGCGGUGGCGGAGUCAGCAAGAUGGCCGCGUUCCUUCCCGGCGGGGCGCUAUGGCGGUGGCACGGGCCCGCGUACAGACGGACAGCGAGGCCUCGACACAGGAAGGUGUUCUACAGGGCGAUACAGCGCGGGGAAGAGACGCUGCAUGUGGGCGAAGCAGCCGUAUUCCUAUCGACGGGUCGCGCAGACCGUCCAUACAUCGGCCGCAUAGUCGCACUAUGGCAGGCUCGCGGCGCGAUGGCGGUGCGCGUGCACUGGUUCUACCACCCCGAGGAGACAGCUGCGUGCCGCCCGCUGCAACUACCGGGAGGUCUAUUUGAGUCGCCGCACACAGACGAGAACGACGUACAGACCAUAUCACACAAGUGCGAGGUGUUGCCGCUCGCGCAGUACAAGGAGCGCAUGGGCGACGACCCGCUCAAGUACAGCACGGUGUACGACAACAACGACGUGUACUACCUCGCCGGACACUACGACCCCACGCAGCAGACCCUGCGCAUGGAACCCGACAUACCCUUCGCCAACUAACCUCCUGCACGCCAUGCACGCCCAGUACUUCACAAAAAAAGACAUACAAAGUUUUCUAUAAAUAAAGUGCAAUCGAACGAU